AUUAUUCGAUGAUCAUAUGAUAGUUUCAUGGUGGAGUUUAAGGUGAAAUUACACUAUUCAUCUAACGUUUCUGCUGCAAAGUUAUGAACUCAGCUGUUUAUCGAAACAAAUACUGUACUAUAAUUCUUUUAUUUUAAUAAUUUAUAAUUUAUUUAAGCGUAAUAACUUAAUUAAAUCCCAUUUCGCAAUUUUCUUCCGGAACACUUGAACCCUAAUUCCCCCAAAUCACAACUAUGGAUUACCAAAUCGAUUUUCAAAUUCAAUGAAAUCAACAGUUUUAGAGAACACUGCAUUAUUCGACCUUAUACCCAACACCGCCGCAAACCUCCGCUCACCGUCACAACUGUCUCAUACCGCAUCUUCUCUCCACCGCUGCCACUGAUACUCAGGUGGCUCUGGCUUAGCCCUGCUCUCCAGUUUGUUGCCUGAUUUUUUCAUUUAGAGAUACAAGAAUUUUAAAAAAGACAAAAGGCGUUGGUACAAAAUGCUUCAGCACCAAGUCGUGCAGUCCCCUGCCAGGCUAGGCCUUACAAAUCCUAACUCACCAUCAAUUUUGAACCCUAACCCACAAAAGCUACCUCCUUCACAGACCCAUCAUCACCAAAACCAUCAUUCUGCAACUCCUUCAGCUGCUCUACUCUCUCUAUUACCACCUCUGCCUAGAGCACAGGCACUUCUUGCUCAAAUGGCUACCUUAGCUUCAAAACUCUUUGAAGUAUCACCCAACAGAUCUGUUUGGCUCACUGCAUUCCGUGGAUCACUCCCAACAUUCCUUUCUUCCCAAACCCAAUCACAUUCAUCUUCCUUGCUUGAGUCCUCUUCGCCUUCCUCCGCCAAAGAAAUUAUUUCACUUUUCACGUCCCUUCAAACCCAAAUAUUUGAAUCUGUUGCUGAACUCCAAGAAAUGAUUGAUCUACAAGAUGCCAAGAAGAAGAUUGACGGGGAAAUUAGGUCAAAAGAUUCAGCACUUCUUGCGUUUGCCAACAAACUCAAAGAUGCUGAGCGGGAACUUGACAUUCUUGUUGAUGAUUACUCUGAUUACCGCCACAACAUCAAGAGAUUGAAAUCAGGAGAUGGUAGUGAAGAUGAUUCCGUAACCAUCUCAACUGUCACAUCUCAGCUGACACUGUCAGAUAUAUUGUCAUAUGCUCAUCGAAUAAGUUAUACAACUUUUGCACCACCGGAAUUUGGAGCAGGAACAGCUCCUCUUCGCGGUGCAAUGCCACCUGCACCACAAGAGGAACAAAUGAGAGCUUCACAGCUAUAUAACUUUGCAGAUCUUGAUAUUGGUUUGCCUAAAGCAGUUGAUAAUAAGGAGAAAACAGUUGAGGCUAUUAUUGAGCCUCCACCUUUACAGCCCGUGGAUACGAAUCCACUUGCAAAUUUGUCUGCAAUUCAAGGGAUGCUUCCUCCCAAUUUUUCUAUUCCGCCCGGUUGGAAACCUGGAAUGCCUGUACAGUUGCCUAUUGAUAUGCCAAUUAAGCCCCCACCAGGGUGGAAACCAGGGGAUCCUGUGGCAUUGCCUCCUGUUGACUCACUUCCAGUGCCAAUAUUUGAGGAACCAAAAAUACCCCCUCACAUUCCUCAGCCCAAGCAGCCUGAAAUUAUUCAAGUGCAGCAUGUUAAUUUGGAUCUCGGAGGAACUGAUAGUAGUGAUUAUAGUAGUGACGAGGCAAGCUCUGACGACGAAGAUUGAAAGUCCAUGAAAUUUAUUUUCUCAAAUUGUCGACUGUACAGGAUUGCUACUAUGAUCAAACACUGUAGAAUUUUCAAGUGAUUGAGGGUUGUUGGUCUGCGAGGGUUCUCUGCCUGAUUAUUUGAGAAACAAAUACAGGAGUCCUUGUACCAUUGUCAAGAUUUGUGCUUUUCUGAAAAAUGACCUAAGUAAGAGCUGGGCCAUUUUUAGUUUUUAUUUUUUCUUUCUUGGAUUCAAUGCAUUUCUCAGUUUUUGGUUUUUUAUAUUCACUUCAUUUAGAAACAGUCCCCCGAGAAGAACCCGUGGAAAGUUCAUUUGGUUCGAAAACGCUACCUUUUGAAUCCUUGUUUGGAAGAUUCUGUCAAUUGGCGCUUCUAUUCUAUCAGAAGUAAUGACCUUUGAAACGUCUGUGCACAAUUUAGAAACUGAUAUUAUCAUAUCCCAUUUUUAAGAAAAUAAAUCAUGUUUCCUGAGCUUGAUACUUGAAUAUUCAUUGAGUCAUGCUGAUUUAUGGGAAACAGAAAGGAAGUAAUAAUAAAGCAAGUUUUAUACACUA
This is a messenger RNA of Vicia villosa (hairy vetch), 2252 nucleotides long. RefSeq names its product mediator of RNA polymerase II transcription subunit 4-like. Gene Ontology annotation, cellular component: mediator complex; core mediator complex. NCBI's taxonomy places the organism in Eukaryota, Viridiplantae, Streptophyta, Magnoliopsida, Fabales, Fabaceae. The record is from RefSeq and is a predicted model, not a curated record. The transcript has 3 exons. Gene Ontology annotation, molecular function: transcription coregulator activity. Gene Ontology annotation, biological process: regulation of transcription by RNA polymerase II. The coding region runs from base 485 to 1696 and encodes 403 amino acids.